AUGUCCCACUCUAUUUUGGGCGACCUAUGCAAACCACCUACACUUACAGCAACCACUGGAAAAUAUGUACAACUUGUCCACGAUGCAACCGCUGAACUCCAUCAACCGCUUCAAUCGAUCCUGUCAGCUUUAGAUCGUCGCGCCAAUGCAUUGACAAAGCUUGCCAAUUUUGACGCAGCCCUUCAAGAUGCCAACGCCAUGCAGCUACUUGCACCUUCGUCAGCACUUGGUUAUAUACGUGCAGCAACCAUUUACAGCGAGCAAGGAAAACAACGUCAAUCCAUCGAUAUCUGCAACCAGGCACUGAAUGUUGUUGAUACCAAGGAUAUGGGCUAUGAUGGGCUGCAACGAGCCAAAGAGGUUGCCAUGCAACGCCAAAGCAUAUGCAUUGACUUUGUCACCCAACUACCAGUCGAUGUUGUUAUCACCACGCUCAUUCCCAUGUUCAUGGAUUAUUUUCCAUUGUAUUCCAACCAACCGAGUCCUUAUCUAUCCGUGUCUCGUGUAUGGCUUGAUCGUAUUAUUCAGUGCUUUGGCGAAUUAAGUUUCGUUGUUUAUGAGCGCGAGCACUCCCAAGUCAUUGACCUUUCUCGACAUACCAAGUCAUUGCAUUUCAACAGUUAUGGUGGAGGAACAUGGGUCAGCGAUUUGAUUGAUAAUAAUGACUUUUGCGCCUUACAAGAGAUAGCUAUCGAAAGCUUCGUGAGCAUCCAUAUUGGCCGCUUUAUCUCGUCAUUGAAAUCAAUUAGCAGCACCUUGACCCAUUUGAAUCUCAAUAUGGAAUCUGGACCCGAUAUAGGAUUAGCCGAGAUUGUGUUGGCUUGCCCCAAUUUGAAGUUGCUCGACAUAACUGAUGCGAUGGAUGCCGAUGUCACCUCUCUACCUAUGACGACAUGGCCGACAUUAACGACACUAUCGCUUUUAUAUGCAAAGAAGAAUGUCACCUGCGAUCAAGUAACCGCCAUCUGGAAGCGUUUUCCAUCACUCAAGAAACUUACACUUUCGCCAUGCACCGAUAUCCAAUCAACCCUUCUUGUGUCAGAAUAUUGCCCCUCAGUGAAUCGCCUUGACGUCAGCAUAAGCUGUUUGGGAAUUGAGCAUAUCUACUCGCAUGAAGAAAACAGCAGCAAAGAACAUGAAGUGACAAAGAUCAUCAUGGAAAUAGAGCGCUUACCCGACGAGACAUGCAAGGACACCAGCUCCAUUAUAAAAAAGUACCACGACACGCUUGAACACCUUGAAUGGGAUAUGGAUAGUAGCUUGGAUACCGAGAACAUUGAGCAUCUUCAGUACCCUCGUCUCAAGAAACUUGGUCUCUUUUGGUCUGGAUGGCAGAUACCACACAAUGCACCCUUAUUAGAGGAAUUGACGUUGACAUCAAGGAUCAUCAGCACACAGCCUCAAGUCCUUGAUACGGUUCCACCGCACUUGAAAAAGCUCGAGUUGAAGCUCCACGAUAUACCGCAACUUGUUGACAAGACAUCGGUCGUACGAUAUCUCACUCGUAUUUCUCUACAAUGUCAGCUCAAAGAACUUGUGGUGCGUUUCAACAGCGAGGAGAACGUCACCAGUGUCAUGGAUGCUAUCUACCGCCUCGAUCAACUUGAAUGUCUAAAGAUCAGUUUUACGGACGUGUGGAAUCCUUAUCGAAUGGAACGCUUCUUUGAUGGACUUGUCAAAGCAUGUCCUCAUUUAUCCCGCCUUGAACUCAGAUGCGGCAAUGCACCAUCGAUCUAUUCCAUGAAUACCCUGAAAGGACUUGCACAUUUAAACAUGUUUGCAUUCUGUGUCUAUGGCUCGGAUGGCUUUGACGAAUUUUGGGAUGCGAUUCGAAGGUUUUCUCAGCUCAAGUGUAUCAGGAUCUACCCUAAUUACGCAAUCCAUAAAAGCAACCUUACAUAUCUCAAGGAAGAACGACCGGACUUGAAGGUCAUCGUUGACAGACACCAUCACCACUUUUGA
Molecule: messenger RNA, 1962 nt
Organism: Lichtheimia ornata
Lineage: Eukaryota; Fungi; Mucoromycota; Mucoromycetes; Mucorales; Lichtheimiaceae
Exons: 2
Coding region: 1-1962 (653 amino acids)
Biological process (GO): SCF-dependent proteasomal ubiquitin-dependent protein catabolic process
Cellular component (GO): SCF ubiquitin ligase complex
Molecular function (GO): protein binding
Source: RefSeq, a predicted model, not a curated record